AUGGACCUGGUUUCAGGUCUUUCACUGGAAACCUGGGUGCUCCUGGCAAUCAGCGUGGUGUUUCUCUACCGAUUCGGGACCCGUAAACAUGGACUUUUUAAGAAACAGGGAAUUCCUGGGCCCAAACCUCUGCCUUUUUUAGGCACAGUGCUGAAUUACUACAAGGGUUUAUGGAAAUUUGACAUGGAGUGCUAUAAAAAGUAUGGAAAAAUAUGGGGGUUGUUUGACGGUCAAAUGCCUCUGUUUGCCAUCACGGAGCCAGAGAUGAUUAAAAAUGUACUAGUGAAGGAAUGCUUUUCUGUCUUCACAAACCGGCGGGACUUUGGCCCAGUGGGGAUGAUGGGCAAAGCUGUCUCAAUAUCUAAGGAUGAGGAAUGGCUCCUCAGUGUGUUAGGUGCUUACAGCAUGGAUGUGAUCACCAGCACAUCAUUUGGAGUGAGUGUUGAUUCCCUCAACAACCCAAAGGAUCCUUUUGUGGAGAAAGCCAAGAAGCUCUUAAGAUUUGACUUUUUUGAUCCAUUCUUCUUGUCAAUAGUACUAUUUCCAUUCCUCACACCAAUAUAUGAGAUGUUAAAUAUCUCCAUGUUCCCAAAGGAUUCAAUAGCAUUUUUUAAAAAAUUUGUGGACAGAAUGAAGGAAAACCGCCUGGAUACUAAGAAUAAGGUAAAAGGUGGUGAUUUCAUGAGAGGUUCACACUUUGAUAACAUGUUGGGCUGUGAACAUAAGGCCCUUUCCGAUGCAGAGAUCACAGCCCAGUCAGUUAUCUUUAUUUUUGCUGGGUAUGAAACCACCAGCAGCACACUUUCCUUUGCCCUGUAUUCCUUGGCCACUCACCCUGAUAUCCAGAAGAAACUACAGGAGGAGAUCGAUGAGGCUCUGCCCAAUAAGGCACCUCCCACCUAUGAUAUUGUGAUGGAGAUGGAAUACCUGGAUAUGGUGAUGAAUGAAACCCUGAGAUUAUAUCCCAUUGCUAAGUUCAGCAAGGAGAACAAGGGAGGCAUUGAUCCUUAUCUAUAUCUGCCCUUUGGAAAUGGACCCAGGAACUGCAUUGGCAUGAGGUUUGCUCUCAUGAAUAUGAAACUUGCUCUUACUAAAGUUCUGCAGAACUUCUCCUUUGAGCCUUGUAAGCAAACACAGAUACCUCUGAAAUUAAGCAGACAAGGACUUCUUCAGCCAGAAAAACCCAUUAUUCUAAAAGUUGUGCCACGGGAUGCAGUUAUAACUGGAGCAUGACUUUCCCUGAAGGAGUUCUGCAGAGUUCUUCAGAAAGACAGAGUCUAAGAACAUCAGACCCAUUAGUUUAAUCAUGAUUAAAAUUCAGAUGAAUAUACAUCCAUUGAGCUUUCUCAGUGUCUAUACAAGUUACCAUCUAAUAUAAAGGAGACGAGUAAGUGAGUGACAGCACAAGAAAUUCUCCUUCACUGGUUCUCAUGGGAUUAUCUCCAUCUCCAUCUCAUUGUCUCUGUUAAUUUCUUUUGAGAUCUUUUGAUAGUAACCAUGUGUUUGUAAUUCGAUCAAGAAUUUUUGAUGAAAAUGUGAACUAUUGUGAAAACAAUUCUAACUGUAAAAUUGGUAUCAGAUGUUUUAGUUGCAAUAUUUUACAAUAAUUGCUACACAGAAAACAUAAAUAAACACCUCUUUAAAAAUCCU
Molecule: messenger RNA, 1650 nt
Organism: Mastomys coucha (southern multimammate mouse)
Lineage: Eukaryota; Metazoa; Chordata; Mammalia; Rodentia; Muridae
Product: cytochrome P450 3A11-like
Exons: 12
Coding region: 1-1233 (410 amino acids)
Biological process (GO): oxidative demethylation; steroid metabolic process
Molecular function (GO): iron ion binding; heme binding; oxidoreductase activity, acting on paired donors, with incorporation or reduction of molecular oxygen
Source: RefSeq, a predicted model, not a curated record